AUGACAAAUUGCGCAUUGACUGCACCAUUUCUCAUGAAUCAAGUCCUUGCAUUUGCUGCACUACACAUGAGUAUCAUUCGCCCGGAGAAGCAGGAGUUCUACAGAAAUCACGCAUCCCAGCUCCAAACACAUGCUCUUUCCGAGUUUAAUGGAACCAAACUGGACAUUAACGCUGAAACUUGCCUCCCGACUUUUUUUUUCUCGUCGGUUCUUGCCAUGCACGUCCUCUCAGACAAAUUGUUAUAUCGCCCACACAAUUUUGAGGUUUUCCUCGAUCACUUUAUCCAGUCAUUACGGAUGCAUCACGGGGUUCGCGCAAUCACCGGCCAAUUCUGGGAUGUGCUUCUAGAGUCGCCUCUAAAAUCCUUCCUGGAAGGCGAAGGCAAGGCACUAGACCAAGGCUCCUCCGGACACGAGUGCCUUGAACUCCUGUCACACGUUGACGCCAUGCCUUUCGAUACAAUUACCGGGGAUGCUUACCGAAGGGCGAUUGAGCACCUACAGAAGGCUUUUGAUGCAAGCCGCGCUGACUCGUUGAGAUUGUCAACAAUUGGCCCAAUAAUCUUUUGGCCAGUCACCAUUACCCCCAAAUACAUAGAUCUACUGUCGGAACGUCGACCGGAAGCACUAGUCAUCCUCUCUCACUUCGGUGUUCUUAUCCAUAGUCGCCGUGACCUGUGGAUAUUGGGAGACAGCGGCCUAUAUAUCAUCUCUGCAAUCAAGGACUACUUAGGGCCUUCGUGGGAAUCUUGGUUGCAUUAUCCAAAUUCAUUUAUUUGA
This is a messenger RNA of Penicillium soppii, 780 nucleotides long. RefSeq lists its product as uncharacterized. NCBI's taxonomy places the organism in Eukaryota, Fungi, Ascomycota, Eurotiomycetes, Eurotiales, Aspergillaceae. The record is from RefSeq and is a predicted model, not a curated record. Gene Ontology annotation, biological process: regulation of transcription by RNA polymerase II. The coding region runs from base 1 to 780 and encodes 259 amino acids. The transcript has a single exon. Gene Ontology annotation, molecular function: DNA-binding transcription activator activity, RNA polymerase II-specific.